CGAUUGAGACUGUGUGUAGGGAGUCAGCAACUAAGAGGUGCGCUGAUGGGAGAGGUCUAUCUUUCUCUUUAAAGCUCUCAGUUUUUCUCCCCCCAAGAGCCUGCCUUUCCUCAGUGUCUGGUUUCUUUAACCCCCUCCCCACCUCACGUCUCUGUAUUUCCUUAGAGGACCAUGUUGGACCCGUCCUCCAGCGAGGAGGAGUCGGACGGUGUGCUAGAAGGUGAUGCCGCUAAGGAGCCUCCGCUGAGCGGCGGGGGGAGCGGCGGCAGCAGCAGCGCUAGCGCCCGCUCGCUGCCGGCCACCCGGGGCAGCGAAGGACGAGGGUCGGGCAGCGCUCGCUCGGUCAGCCCGAGCCCGUCACUGGUCAGCGAGAAGGAGAGGGAAGAGCAGGAGAGGAUCCAGCGGGAGGAGGAGGACUCGCAGAAGAGGAAGGCGCUGCAGCUCUACGUGUUCCUCUUGCGGUGCAUCGCCUACCCCUUUAACGCCAAGCAACCCACUGACAUGGCCAGGAGGCAGCAGAAGUUGAACAAGCAACAGCUCCAGACAGUUAAAGACCGAUUUCAGGCCUUCUUGAAUGGUGAAACACCGAUUAUUGCAGAUGAAGCAUUUUGGAAUGCAAUUCAAAGCUACUACGAGAGUUUUCUCAAAAGUGAUCGUGUAGCCAGGAUGGUUCACAGCGGAGGGUGUUCUGCAAAUGACUUUCGAGAUGUCUUCAAAAAGAACAUUGAAAAGCGAGUGCGCAGUUUGCCCGAGAUCGAUGGCCUCAGCAAGGAGACGGUGCUCAGUUCCUGGAUGGCCAAGUUUGAUGCUAUUUACAGAGGCGAGGAAGAUCUGCGCAGUAAGCCAACACGGAUGGCCAUGAGUGCAGUGUCAGAGCUCAUUCUUAGCAAGGAGCAGUUGUAUGAAAUGUUCCAGCAGAUCCUUGGGAUUAAGAAAAUUGAACAUCAAUUGCUUUAUAAUGCUUGCCAGCUGGACAAUGCUGAUGAACAAGCAGCUCAGAUUCGACGGGAACUUGAUGGGAGACUGCAGAUGGCCGAACAGUUAGCCAAAGAGCGAAAGUUUCUGAAGUUUGUCCAGAAGGAUAUGGAGAAUAUGUACAUUGAAGAGCUGAAAUCUUCUGUUAACCUGCUCAUGGCCAAUUUGGAAAGUCUGCCAGUGGCAAAGGGAGGACCAGAGUUUAAACUGCAGAAGCUGAAACGGUCCCAGAAUUCCUCCUUUUUGGACAUUGGCGAUGAAAACGAGAUCCAGCUCUCAAAAUCCGACGUCGUCCUGUCAUUCACGCUGGAGAUUGUUAUAAUGGAAGUCCAGGGGUUGAAAUCAGUGGCCCCCAAUCGUAUUGUGUAUUGCACAAUGGAAGUGGAAGGUGGAGAAAAACUUCAGACUGACCAAGCAGAAGCCUCAAGGCCACAGUGGGGCACUCAGGGAGAUUUUACCACCACACAUCCUCGACCAAUUGUGAAGAUUAAAUUCUUCACAGAGAGCACAGGAGUUCUUGCCCUGGAAGAUAAAGAAUUGGGGAAGGUAAUUCUCUAUCCAACUCCAAAUAGUCCGAAGACACCAGAAUGGCACAAGAUGAUUAUUCCCAAAAAUAGCCAAGAUUCAGAUUUAAAAAUAAGACUAGCUGUGAGGAUGGAUAAGCCUCCCAACAUGAAGCACUGUGGAUACCUGUAUGCACUUGGGCAGAAGGUUUGGAAGAGAUGGAAGAAGCGCUAUUUCGUCCUGGUUCAGGUUAGCCAAUACACAUUUGCUAUGUGUAGUUACAGAGAAAAGAAAUCUGAACCUCAGGAAUUAAUGCAACUGGAAGGAUACACAGUGGACUACACAGAGCACCAGCCAGGUCUGGAUGGUGGCCGGGCAUUCUUCAACGCAGUUAAAGAAGGUGACACAGUUGUGUUUGCAAGUGAUGACGAACAAGAUCGAGUGUUGUGGGUUCAAGCUAUGUACAGAGCUACAGGCCAAUCCUACAAACCUGUCCCUCCAUCUCAGGUCCAGAAGCUGAAUGCCAAGGGAGGAAGUGCACAGCUACCAGAUGUGCCUAUCUCUCAAUUCUAUGCAGACCGAGCUCAGAAGCAUGGAAUGGAUGAAUUCAUCUCUGCUGAUCCCUGCAAGUUUGAUCAUUCCGCCCUGUUCGAAAUGCUGCAGAGAAAAACGUUAGAGCACAGGCUGAAUGAUUCAUAUUCCUGUCUGGGUUGGUUUAGUCCUGGCCAAGUUUUUGUUCUGGAUGAAUACUGUUCUCGUUAUGGUCUGCGAGGAUGUCAUCGGCAUCUCUGCUAUCUCAAGGAGCUGAUAGAACGUGCAGAAGGUGGCACAAUGAUUGAUCCAACUCUGCUGCAUUACAGCUUUGCUUUCUGUGCCUCUCACGUCCACGGCAACAGGCCAGAUGGAAUUGGAACUGUAACAGUUGAAGAGAAAGAAAGGUUUGAUGAAAUUAAAGAAAGACUUCUGUGCCUCCUUGAAAACCAGAUCACCCACUUCAGGUAUUGUUUUCCAUUUGGACGACCAGAAGGUGCACUAAAAGCCACACUUUCUUUGCUUGAAAGGGUUCUGAUGAAAGACAUAGCCACUCCUGUGCCACCUGAAGAUGUCAAGAAAGUAGUACGAAAAUGCCUAGAGAAGGCUGCUUUGAUCAAUUACUCUCACCUAUCAGAGUAUGCCAAAAUCGAAGAGACCUUGAGCCAAAAAGCUCCUGCCAGAAGAUUGGAAGAUGUGAUUCGACUAGCCGAACUAUGUAUUGAGGUACUUCAACAGAAUGAGGAACACCAUUCAGAGGCCUUUGCCUGGUGGCCUGACCUAAUGGCAGAGCAUGCAGAGAUAUUUUGGUCGCUCUUUGCUGUUGACAUGGAUGCAACCCUUGAAGCUCAGCCCCCAGAUUGUUGGGACACCUUUCCACUUUUUCAACUUCUCAACAAUUAUUUAAGGAGUGAACCUCAAUUGUGCAAUGGAAAAUUUCACAAACAUUUGCAAGAAUUCUUUGUUCCACUGGUGGUACGUUAUAUUGAUCUGAUGGAAUCGGCAAUUGCUCAGUCUAUUCAUAAAAGCUUUGAACAAGAAACAUGGCAACCAGUGAAGAACCUCACCAAUAACCUCGCUAAUGUGAGCCUACCAAAAGUCCCAAGUCUGCCUCUUAAUCUUCCUCAAAUGCCUAGCUUUUCUCCACCAUCUUGGAUGGCAUCUUUAUAUGAUUCCACGAAUGGUUCUUCCACGUCCGAGGAUCUGUUCUGGAAGUUAGAUGCACUGCAGAUGUUUGUUUAUGAUCUACAUUGGCCAGAACCUGAAUUUUCCCAGCACUUGGACCAGAGACUCAAACUCAUGGCCAGUGACAUGAUUGAAGCCUGCGUGAAAAGAACAAGAGUUGCAUUUGAAGUCAAGUUACAAAAAAUGAACAAGUCAACAGAUUUGCGUGUUCCUUCUUCUGUCUGUACCAUGAUCAAUGUGCUUGUGGACGCCAAGAAACAGUCGACAAAACUGUGCAUUUUAGAAGGUGCACAAGAGUUUAGUAAGCAAUGGCAGCAGUAUCACUCAAAGAUCGAUGAUUUGAUUGAAGGAACCUUCAAAGAAAUGAUUUCCCUUCUGGUUUCAAAGUUUGUGUUCGUACUGGAAGGUGUACUAUCCAAGUUGUCAAGAUAUGACGAAGGAACUUUCUUCUCCUCAAUUCUAUCAUUCACUGUGAAAGCUGCUGCAAAGUACGUUGAUGUACCUCAACCUGGAAUGGACCUAGCAGACACCUACAUCACAUUUGUAAGGCAGAACCAGGACAUACUUCGGGACAAGGUCAAUGAGGAAAUGUAUAUAGAAAAUAUGUUUGAUCAAUGGUAUACCAGCUCAAUGAAAGUCAUCUGUGUCUGGCUGACAGACCGUUUGGAUCUGCAACUCCACCUCUACCAAUUGAAGACGCUCAUAAAAAUAGUCAAGAAAUCGUACAGGGACUUCAGGCUGCAAGGAGUUUUAGAAGGGACAUUGAACUGUAAAGCAUAUGAAACCAUCCACACCCGUUUGACAGUGGAAGAAGCUACAGCGUCGGUGUCCGAGGGUGGAGGUCUCCAAGGUAUCACUAUGAAAGAUAGCGACGAGGAGAGCGAAGAUGUGAAAUAGAACGCAAGGGAGGUAGCUGGUCGUUUGGACUCAUUUUGUUUUCCAACCAGUGUUUGUACCAUUUCUUCAGAGAACGGUGUAAAACAUCAUUCUGGUGUAAUGAGGUUCUCCAACUUUCGAGCAUAACCGUAGGGCGGGAGUGACAUGGGGAGGGUAUAAUUGUGGCUGAACUGUCCGUCUGCUCCUGAAUCAGGCCAUACCAACACACUGGGUAGGUCUCCCAACUCACACAGCAUUCGAGAGAGGGGCUGCCAGAAGUCUUGGCUUCCAACGUUUGGCGGACUGGGAGUAUUACUGGCAGGAUGGUGGAGGGAGGGAGGAUUGCAGUGGGGGAAGUGCCCGCAUGUGCCAGGGCAACGUGACACAUUCCGAUUGUUUACACAUUCCCAGCGAAGAAAUCACCACCAUACAUUGUGGACUCCUGUCGGAGUAGUGUACGAGGCUAUUAGUCAUUUGUGCUGUUUGUAGUCUUAAUUGGUGACAUGAGGCAGCAUGAUAGAAUAAACUGCCAUGUUAUUAUUGAGAUGUCAGUUGUGCCUAAUGUGCUGGGCAUCUUUGUAAAUAUAGCGAUGCCUUUAUAAUUGCAGCUUCAAUAAUACUGUGCGCUUACGGCGGUCUGGCUAAAGGGCGAUACCGCACAUUUUAUCUCAAGCUUUUAAAGAGACACGGUAGAACCAGGCGAGAGAUGAAGCAAUUGUGGGAAAUCGUCCCGUUCAGCACCCCAACUUGAGACCUAACGUUUCCUUGCAUUUUAUUUUGAAGCCUGUAUCAUUCCGGUAUCAUUGCUGAGACCGAGGGUCUGAUAUUUAGGAAAGCAUUCCCCCCUCCCACCCCCACCCCGUUGCCCUAUGUACCGUAGACAUAGAUCUGCUGAAGAUUCCAUUAAAAUCCCCACCUGUCUACGGGGAGACGAGUAAAAUGUUGCAGUAUUUCCCGAAAUAGUCACGACCAUUGUAUGUCACAUUUUUAAAACCCCGAUGGCAAGAAGUCGCGGCCAUCACUGUAAUAAACUCUCAUCUGUGUUUCCAAUUUGUAUUCUUUAACAGACUUACCUGGAACACCAGGAGAUGUAUUUCUGUGGGAAAGGACGUUUAAAAGAUCAGAUUGGGUCUUUUUAUCUUUUCUUCCCAGAGUAGUUAAUUUGUUUUUUUUUUAAAAUAUCGGAAUUCUUGAAUGAUUUAGACGCGUAGAGGAAUCUAACCUCCAUCAUCGAUGCAAUAAAUGGAUUUAAUUUGCAUUUUAUAUCGCGAUAAAUUGCAGUUUUUAUGAAUCAUCUCAUUCAUAAAGUGUGACAAGAUUUAGCGUUCAAUUUUGCAUUUCUAACCUAAGCCACGAAUAUUUGUCAGCAGUUGUAACUGUGAGAGGGAUUGCCCGCCCUCUGUGUUUAAACUGAGCAGUUCAGCGCUAUGGAAAUGAACUUUCACUAUGUUCGCCUUGGCCAGAGAUAAGGGAAGCAAUGUCAGUUUAUACCUGAUUUGGAAAUGCCGGUGAUGGACUUGUGUGUACAAAAUUAAAAAUCACACAACACCAGGUUAUAAUCCAACGGGUUUAUUUGGAAGCUUCCAUUUAAACCUGUUGGACUAUCACCUGGUGUUGUGCGAUUUUUAACUCAGUUUAUCCCAGCAUCCAGACUGAAAUGGUUAGCACUCUCAUGUUUGGAAUUGUGGUGUGAGUGGUCAUCUUCCUGUAAAUAAAGCGUGUACAACCUCAA
Hemiscyllium ocellatum (epaulette shark) is the source of this 5803-nucleotide messenger RNA. RefSeq names its product Ca++-dependent secretion activator 2 (gene cadps2). NCBI's taxonomy places the organism in Eukaryota, Metazoa, Chordata, Chondrichthyes, Orectolobiformes, Hemiscylliidae. The coding region runs from base 172 to 4092 and encodes 1306 amino acids. Gene Ontology annotation, biological process: dense core granule exocytosis; positive regulation of exocytosis; synaptic vesicle exocytosis. The transcript is spliced from 29 exons. Gene Ontology annotation, cellular component: glutamatergic synapse. The record is from RefSeq and is a predicted model, not a curated record.